AUGCGGGCGGUCCUUGCCCUGCUUGCUCUGGUCGGUAGCCUGCUCCUCUUCCUGUGCUUGGCGCGGCUCCCGGCCGACGGCGCCGGGGGCGCAAGACCAAUUCUUAAUACAGCCAGAGUGCAGAAAUCUGAGCAAGCCGCAAAAUGCAAGGAUAUAUGGAGUAACAAUUGGUCAUCAUCGAUCAAGAAGAAAAGAUAUUCUGAAGAUUAUUAUUUGCAAAUAGUUGGUAAACUACAGAACUGUACCUGGAAUAGAAGGCCACAAGAAUAUGCCAAAUUCAGGGCAGAGCUUGCUUCAUGCUGCGAUGCUAUGCAUAAUUUUAUUGCUUCUCAAAAAAAUACCCCAUUGGGAAGCAACAUGACUUAUGAAGUGGACAAUAAAAAAACCAUCCACAUUACAGAGGACAUAUUCCAGAUGUUACCAGAGUCUCAACCUCUGGAUUUUCCUUUCAAGCAGUGUGCAGUUGUUGGAAAUGGAGGAAAUCUUAAGAGUUCCAAUUGUGGAGCUGAAAUUGAUAAAUCUGACUUUGUGUUUCGGUGCAAUCUUCCCCCAACCAGCGGAAGUGUCAGUCAAGAUGUCGGCAAUAAGACAAACCUUGUAACUGUUAACCCAAGCAUUAUAGCUCAGAAAUAUAACAAACUGAAUGACCAGAAGGCCACCUUCCUGGAAAACAUUUCAAGUUAUGGAGAAGCUUUCCUCCUACUGCCCGCUUUUUCCUUUAGAAGCAACACAGCAGCAUCUUUCAAAGUGCAUCACACCCUGAAAGAGUUCAGUGCGAAGCAGAAGGCUAUAUUUUUCUAUCCGAGGUAUCUCAAAAGUCUUGCCCAGUUCUGGAGAACUAAGGGUGUCAAAGCCUACCGACUGUCUUCCGGCUUCAUGAUCACCAGCGCAGCAAUGGAACUCUGUGAGAAUGUGAAGCUGUAUGGUUUUUGGCCUUUCUCCAAAAGCAUAGCAGGUAUUCCCAUAAAUCAUCACUACUAUGACAACCAACUUCCAAAGCCAGGUUUCCAUGCCAUGCCCAAAGAGUAUAACCAGAUACUCCAGCUCCAUGGAAGAGGUAUCCUGAAGUUGCAAUUUGGCAAAUGUUUGACAGAGUAG
This is a messenger RNA of Thamnophis elegans (Western terrestrial garter snake), 1098 nucleotides long. It is a transcript of the gene ST8SIA6, whose product is annotated as ST8 alpha-N-acetyl-neuraminide alpha-2,8-sialyltransferase 6. The transcript has 7 exons. Gene Ontology annotation, biological process: N-glycan processing; oligosaccharide metabolic process. NCBI's taxonomy places the organism in Eukaryota, Metazoa, Chordata, Lepidosauria, Squamata, Natricidae. Bases 1 to 1098 code for a protein of 365 amino acids. The record is from RefSeq and is a predicted model, not a curated record. Gene Ontology annotation, molecular function: alpha-N-acetylneuraminate alpha-2,8-sialyltransferase activity.